GUAUUUUAAGAUUUAUCGAUUUUCUAAUUACUCGAAAAGUAAAAAAUUUACUUGAUCACACAGAUAUCUCACAGAGUGAUUUUGUAAUUAUUUUGUAAAUUUAUAUAUAAUAUUAUACGAUAUAAUGUGUUGGGAGAAGAAUGUUGCAAGCGCGGAAUGAUGAGUCACUUGUGAAUGCUGUGUACGUUUUCUACGAUGCUACAGUUUUUUUAAACGUAAUUUCGAAGACAUAGAUUAAGAUAAUAUGCUGUAUCAUGAGUGUGAUAAUUCUUGUAACAUUUUUCAAAAAAUGUUGACAGAGAAUUCCUCUUUCUGAGUGAUUCUAGAAAUGAUUUAAAUAAAGAAUGUUAUGUACAUAUGCUAUGUUGAAUACAAUGGAUAAGUAUGUGAAUUUGUUAGUUACGACGAAUUUAUUCUAUAUUCGUGCAUUCGACACGAAUAGGAUGUUGUAAAACAUUGUUAAUAAACAAUCUCGGAACAAAUGUGAGACGUACAGAUUAUUUCGCAUCGUGAGAAACUAGGUCAAGCUGUCCGACCCUUGAUUACGAGUUUCUGCUAAUUCUUAAGUACGCAUAGCAUCUGUAGUGCGUCUGAUAAGGGCCCGCAUAUUAUCAAGGCAAACAAUGAAUCUAGGACGUCAUGUAUACGAUGGUUGCUUCCCAAAUAACUCACAUUUCAUGUAUGUAAAUUAAAUACCCAUAUCCCGUUACACACUCCUCUCGUGCUAUAAUACUGGAAAAACACAGCGCCUAUAAAAAGUCAAGUGGCUGAGUCGGAGAACACAUUCCGUGUGUUAUUCUACAACGAAGUUGAGGCGGCACCCUUUGAACUACCAUCGCAGAAACAGAGAAUCAUUAUGUGGAAGAUAAUAGUGUUGUGCGCGAUCGUGAGCCUGGCAGCUGGCCAGAAGGCUCUUUACAACAACUACAAAGUCUUCAGAAUGAUCCCGACCACAAAGACGCAACUCGAAAUUCUGCAUGAAAUGGAAAAUGUUAAUGAUGGAGCUUUCUCCUUCUGGGAUUCUCCAAGUAUCGUAAACAAACACGUAGACUUAAUGGUCGCCCCGCACAAGUUGCCUGAAUUCUACGAGAAGAUGUCAGAGAGCGAUAUACCCUAUCAGAUGCACAUCGACGAUGUCCAGAAGUUGAUUGAUGAAACAACUCCUAAGACUCAGACUCGGUCAAAAUCGUUUGAUUUCACCAGUUAUCACACCCUCAACGACAUUUACAAGAAACUGGAUGACCUAGCCAAGCAGUAUCCCGACAAAGUGCAGACUGUCGUGGCUGGCAAAUCGUACGAAGGGCGCGAGAUCAAAGGUGUCAAGGUUUCCUUUAAAGCUGACAAUCCCGGAAUUUUCAUCGAGAGCGGCAUUCACGCCAGGGAAUGGAUCUCACCGGCAAUCAACAUGUACAUCUUGCAUCAAUUGAUGACCAGUAACAAUACAGAUGUCAGAGAGCUAGCUGACAGUCACGAUUGGUACAUCUUUCCCUCGUUCAAUCCCGAUGGAUAUGUGUACACACAUACUACGGAUCGACUUUGGAGAAAGACGCGUAAGCCAUACAGUUUCUUCUGCAAGGGCAGCGAUCCCAACAGAAACUGGGGCUACAAAUGGAACACUGGAGGUUCCAGCAGAAACCCAUGUGCUGAAACUUAUGCCGGCAGUGCACCCUUCUCCUGCAUAGAAACAAAGAGCCUAUCCGAAUAUCUCAAGUCUCUCUCUGUUUCUAAAAAAAUUGGCGCUUAUAUAUCAUUCCACAGCUAUUCGCAAUUAUUGUUGUGGCCAUACGGUCACACAAGGGAUCAUCUUGAUAACUACGACGAUUUGUACGCCAUCGGCAAAAAAUCGAUUACAGCUCUCAAACAGAGAUACGGAACUUCGUAUAAAAUCGGAAAUAUUGCUGAGGCAAUCUACAUAGCUACUGGAAGUAGUAUGGAUUAUGUCAAAGGCACUUUUGGUAUACCUAUCACCUACACCUACGAGUUGCGUGAUACAGGUCGUUACGGCUUUUUGUUGCCUCCUGAACAAAUUAUCCCGACUGGAGAAGAGACUAUAGACUCACUCGUAGCAAUGUUUAAAGAGGCAAAGGCGCGUGGAUAUUAAUAAAAUAUUUAAAAUUAACGUAAUUAAUUUAUUGUAAAUACUUUAUUAUUUCGAUGUAUGAUAAUUUGAUUUUAUUUGACAAAGUACGAAUCCCGCUUUCCCAUUCUACUUUGUAAUCUAACAGCAACAAUAAAUUUUAGUAAUAUA
Acromyrmex echinatior (Panamanian leafcutter ant) is the source of this 2248-nucleotide messenger RNA. Its product is annotated as zinc carboxypeptidase. NCBI's taxonomy places the organism in Eukaryota, Metazoa, Arthropoda, Insecta, Hymenoptera, Formicidae. Gene Ontology annotation, biological process: proteolysis. Gene Ontology annotation, molecular function: metallocarboxypeptidase activity; zinc ion binding. The record is from RefSeq and is a predicted model, not a curated record.